Saccharomycodes ludwigii is the source of this 2721-nucleotide messenger RNA. It is a transcript of the gene GIP1, whose product is annotated as protein phosphatase regulator GIP1. The transcript has a single exon. The record is from RefSeq and is a predicted model, not a curated record. NCBI's taxonomy places the organism in Eukaryota, Fungi, Ascomycota, Saccharomycetes, Saccharomycodales, Saccharomycodaceae. The coding region runs from base 1 to 2721 and encodes 906 amino acids.
AUGACUCCAUUAAAAGAAACUUUCUCCAAGGGCAAUAACACCCAUUUUUUAUCCAUAACAAACAAUUCUUUCUCUCCGUCUUCUAAACUUCCCUUUCCCGCAUCCCCACCAAUUAACUCUACAGCAAAUCUCGGCACAAAUCCUCAGAAAAAUAAAUCAUUUAAUAAUAAUAUUACUAUGACUAAUAUCGAUAGCCAUUCUCACUCUAUAGAUGUCAACACUACUACUUUUAAAACUAAAAGAACCAAAUUUACUAAAUUCCUUUUAUUUCAACGUCCUGAUAAUAACUCUACUAAUAAUAAAAAUCAUACAACAACUAACCAUUCUAAACUACAUCUAAAGCACAAAAUGAAACGAUAUUUCAAAUCUUUUACCUCUAAUAACAAUCCCAACCAUACUACUACUGUUGAAUCCAAGGAAAAUCUAAUAUCCUGUACAGAACUAAAUACUUUGUCUAAUGAGGCACUAUCGUGUUAUAAUCAAUUCACUGGUAAUCUUGUAACUACUUAUCCAAAUCAUCAAUUCAAACAGAUAACAUCAAGUAUUGGAACUUUAAAAAGAGACACAAUUCCCCCAUUAACUGAUGCCAUUUUAAAAACAAACAAAUUUCAAGAAUCUUCUUCCCUAAUGGUUAAAACUAAAUUACCUAAUGAAAUUGACCCCGCAUUUAAUUUAGAACCCAUCAAUUCAAUGAAUUAUGAGGAUUUAAAGCUUUUAAAAAAUAAAUUUAAUAAUAUUUCCAUAUCUUUCAGUUCCGAUUCCUUAACAACUGAUGUGGAAAAUGUUUCUACAGCUGAGGCGAAUCACAAGGAUAUUGAUGAAAAAUGUCCCUUUACUACUUCCAUAUUGAAUAAUUAUGAUGAAGAAGAUUUACCAUCUUCUUAUGAACCCAUUCUUUCCCUUACAGAUGACACUAUUCCUCCAAGUUUAACUACUUCUAAUUCUACCAUUUGCAGUGAGUACGAAGAAAAGUCAGAUACUGGUGAUGAUGAUGAUGAUGAUGAUGAUAGAGUUGUUGUUAGUGAUAAUAAUAAUCCUAAUAACAAUGACAAUGCUAAAAGCGUUACUAACACUAAUAUAUUGCCAGCUAAAGACAAACCAAUAUCUAUAAAAAAUGAGAAUGAAAUGGUGGCUAAAACUAAAAGCCCCACAAAUGAUGCCAUUAAAAAGAAAGAAUUAAAAACUUAUCCCAGUAAUAUUAAUAAUUCGACAUUUGUUCCCACAAAAACAUACAAUUUUGAUGGUAAUGACUUGCUCUCGUUAGUAAUUCCCACUUUCAGAUAUUCAGAUGAACUCCCCUUGAAUAAAAUUGUGGAUGAUGUUAGGAAAGGUCAUAUGACAGAAGAAUACUUAAUUGAAAAGGCAAAUAAUUUUGAAGCAGAAUCGCUAACUUUUAAAGAUGUUGGCUUCUAUAGUAAUGAUAAUAAAUACAUUGAUGCUACCAAUUACAGCAAUAAUGCUUACAAUUGUGCCAAACCAAAAGUAUCUCAGGAAAAUAAUGAGUUUAGUCCAUUACUUGAACGGCGUAGUUCUGACACUAUCUGUACUCCUACCGGAAUUAUUACUACACACUAUAAAAAUGAAGAUGAUAGCACACCUCAUGGGACUUUAGUCUCUAAUAGCAGUGGAAGCAUUAGAUUUAACAAUUUUGCUUCUUUGGUUGUUUACGAUUCCACUAAAGAAUGUAAUAGCAAACUAAAGAAAAAUACUCAAAGCAAUAAUACAGGUAAGGCCCAUGUCCAAGCUAUUGGAAAAUCUGAUGUCAAGGUUGAUGAUUUUGCCACUAACAAUAUUUUAAAUUUUAAUAAAUUUAAAAAUUUAGGCACAUUAUCGUUGAGAAAAGAUAGUACAAGUGACAAGGCUAGUAUUGGCGCCAUUUCCAACAGCGAUAAUUUUUUAAUUAAAGCAAAUAAACAAAUUACUCACGACGAUAACAACACUAAUCUUGAUGACAAUUACGUUAUUAACGGUAAUCCAGAAUAUAGAGCCAUCAAACAAAAUAGCAAUGAUAAUAAUAAAAAUAACAAACAAACUAAUUCAGCAAAUCUUUUAAUAGGAUUUCCAACAACAACUUCCCCUGAUUUUGACAAUGGAACUGUUGAUAAAGGUUUCAGAUUAUCGUCUACUGGAAAUUUUAAAAAUAAAUUCAAAAGCAGAUUAAGCGCCAUUCGCCAAAAUUCAUUACAAAGUAGAAGAGCAAUAAAUAACAAUGGUACUGAGCAAAUUCCACAAGAUGGUGUUUGUCUGGCAGUUAUAACUACUGUGAAUGACAACGAAAAACGUAAUCUCAACAGUGACAGUGAUGCGAAUAAUAAUAAGACUGUAAAUGAUAUUAAUAAUAAAUCUAUUUUAAAAGUUAAAAAUAAUUUAAAUGAAAAAUAUGAAUAUGUAAGAGCCAAAGGAUGUGACACUGUUGAUUUUGAUUCGUUUAUGGAUUUUUUUACACAACACGAACAAGAAAGAAUGGAUUGUGAAUUUAUUUUGAUAAAAAUGAGAGAACAGCAAUUAUCCAAUUAUUAUUCUGUGGAUUUUUUCCCCGAAUUGUUGAAAAAAAAUGACUCUACAACCAAAGCGUACAGUUUCAGUAAAAUGAUGACAGAACAGAAUAUAGGAAGAAAAAUUUCUGGUGCAUCAAACGUUAACAAUUUAAGUUAUUUACAAGAUACAGACAAUUAUAGUGGUAUUAAAAGUAAUGCCAACAAUAAAAAUGCUAAUGUAUAA